AUGUCAAACGAUGACAAGGCACGCGCGGCAGCUGCACAGCUGGUGAUUGAUGAUGAACCUGAUGACUGGGACAAGCGCAUCUACAGCACGGGCUGUGCGGAUGAGAAUGCGAAAUUGACGGACUGUUACUACGAAAAAAAGGAUUGGCGAGCCUGCAAGCAAGAGAUGGAGAUUUUCCGCCAAUGUUGGCAGCGACAUGGCAACGACAAGCGGACAGCUUCAAAAGACGCUUGA
Pyrenophora tritici-repentis Pt-1C-BFP is the source of this 234-nucleotide messenger RNA. Lineage: Eukaryota; Fungi; Ascomycota; Dothideomycetes; Pleosporales; Pleosporaceae. The record is from RefSeq and is a predicted model, not a curated record.